This is a messenger RNA of Arabidopsis arenosa, 1440 nucleotides long. The record is from the annotation of a GenBank genome assembly. Lineage: Eukaryota; Viridiplantae; Streptophyta; Magnoliopsida; Brassicales; Brassicaceae.
GUCAAAUCUCUGGAUUGUUGUUAUUAGCAGAUACAAAUUUCAGUUUGAUGUUGCUUAUGAGAAGGUUACUUAUUAUUGCAGGUCACUUUGUUUGCAUCAUAACAAGGGAAGUUAGAUAGAUUGUUGUUAGUUCUAGAACAUGCCGAAAGAGAGGAAAGACCGGUCGGUAUCUCUUGAUAAGUAUAGACGAUCGCCAUUGUGUUGUGAGUCAAGCUGUGCUUUGAAGCCUAGUGAGAAACAAGUUAAGGAAUGGGAAGAGGCUCGUUGCCCUGUUUGUAUGGAACAUCCUCACAAUGGGAUUCUUCUCAUUUGUUCUUCUUAUGAAAACGGUUGUCGACCUUACAUGUGUGACACUAGCCACCGGCAUUCUAACUGUUUCGAUCAGUUCCGCAAAGCCUCUAAAGAGAAACCGUCUUUGUCUUUACUUCAUGAGGAAGAGGAAAGUAAUGAACCAACUGAGAUGGAAGAUGUAGCUUCUGACUCAACUGCUGUAAAUCUAAGAGGAGAAGCUGCAUCUCAGUUAACAGAUGUGAGUUUAAGAGAAGAUGAGAGAGGAGAAGAAGAAGUAGUAGAAGAAGAAGAAGAAGAAGGUGAGACUGGAGAAGAAGAAGUAGUAGAAGAAGAAGAAGGUAUUGUAGCAACAGAGGAAGACCAAGAAAAAAACAAACCGCCGAAGCUUACUUGCCCGUUAUGCCGUGGACAUAUAAAAGAAUGGGUAGUUGUUGAAGCAGCUCGAUAUUUCAUGAACUCAAAACAUAGAAGCUGUUCGUCUGAGACUUGUGAUUUCAGCGGAACCUAUUCCGAUUUGAGAAAGCACGCAAGGCUUCUGCAUCCAGGAGUUAGGCCAUCAGAAGCAGAUCCAGAGAGACAGAGAAGCUGGAGGAGGCUAGAAAGGCAGAGAGAUUUAGGGGAUUUAAUUAGCACACUCAAUUCUUCUUUUGGAGGAGAAGAAAGAAGUAACGACGAUGGGAUUCUAUUUGAUGGUAGCUUGCUUACAGUGAUCUUUCUCAUCCGCGUGUUUAGACCAGAGUCGAGUGGCUCAAGGAGUAGUAGUAGUAGCUGGUCUGGUGCAUCUAGAGCUAGGUCACAGAUAGGUGGGAGAAGAAGGCCACAUAGAUCUCCAGGGCUUUGGGGAGAGAGCUAUGAAGGUAAUACAGGAACAUCAAGAGAUGAGGAGAAUAAUAAUCAGUCUUCUGAUGAACAAGAGUCUGUAACUCGGAGACGACGUCGUUCUAGGAGAAGAGCUGUCAUUGAUGAUGACGAUGAUGAUGAUGAGGAAGAAGAACCGUGAUGCUACAAUUUGGUCUUUGGAGUUUAUGAUAAAGAAUAUGGGGGAAACUUUGUAGUAAUAACCCCACUUCUGAAACCCUAUUCUGUAAAAUUUCUUUGGAGAUUGAAAAAAAAGUUUCUACUAUUGAGAAACAAAAUGUUCAAUAAUUU